CUAAAAAAUGACAAAGAGUUAUUGCUCUGCUGGGAAACUCUGUUUCAUGUCAUGAAUGAAGUUGGAAAAAGGCUCAUCACAAAAGAAGUUGCCACCGAAGAGGAUAUGGUUGAGUUUGAGAUGAAUACGUCUCUUCUUGGGGAACUAAUUCCAAAAUCAUUCCCAAAUUUUCCAAUAACACCAAAGUUGGACGUACUAGUAAUGGUAGCCCCCAGAAGUCUUCGUUUUUGGCAGGGGAGGUGGCAAUCUGAAGAGAACCUGGAGAGCAUACAUGCUCUCUCAAACAGAGCAUGUCGAAACAGUUUUUAUUGGAGGGACAAUGAAAGACGGAUGAACUUCAUUGUUCAAUAUCAAGAAUUGAACAGGAAAUCACUGAGGUUGGCAUCACAAUUCAAAGCAAGACCACGAAAAUGCCAGCAUUGUGAGACCUACCUAGUGAGGAAGAAAUGCCCUAAGUGUGGAAAAUCAUAGGGUUAGAAGCAAGACCUGUGUUACAACAAAUUCCCUCUACCAACUGACUUUAAAGGGUUCAUGUGCUGCAACUGAGUUCACUGAAAGCUUCCCUAUACCAGCUAAGUUACAUGGUUGAUUAAGGAGAAACUGAAAAUCCUACCAGCUUCCCUGAACAACAUAGAGAUUGUUUUUUUUCGUGUACAAAUUUUUUUUUGAAAUUAAAGACAAAUUGAUUUAAAUUUUCAGAAAAAAAUGUUGAAAACGUUGCCUCUACAACUACAGAUUCUGUGCUUAAACAGUUUUUCCACCAAAACAUUUUUAAAUUGUGCUAAAUAGUUAAUUAGAUUUAAAAGAAGGCUUAUUUUUGUAAAACCCAUUUGUAAU
Molecule: messenger RNA, 837 nt
Organism: Eurytemora carolleeae
Lineage: Eukaryota; Metazoa; Arthropoda; Copepoda; Calanoida; Temoridae
Exons: 10
Coding region: 52-471 (139 amino acids)
Source: RefSeq, a predicted model, not a curated record